AUGUCACCAUUACCAUAUCGUAUCGUUCGUUUUUUAUUCCAAAUCUCAAGUAAUGCAUUUUAUGCGGUUGAGGUUGACGGAAUAGAAAACAUUCCUCCAGAUGGGUGUCCUACAAUCCUUUGCCCAAAUCAUUCAAAUUCUCUAACCGAUUCUAUUUUAUUAUUGAGUUCGGUGCCUCCUGAAAAAAGGGACAUGAGUGUCGGUACAGUUCCUAUUAAGAGAGCAAAAGAUUAUAAUAAUGCUAAAGUCGAUAACACUUCAUCAUUCGAAGUUCUCAUUGAUACUCUGGAAAAGGGAAAUUGUAUUUGUUUGUUCCCUGAAGGCAUCAGUAGAUAUCAUAGUCAGAUCGCAAAUUUCAAACCCGGAAUCCUUACUCGUAAUAAGGAUAAGGAGGACUUUUCAGUUAAUUUACUAACGGUCUCGAUCGUUUACAACCACCGUGAAAAGUUUCGAUCGAAUGUGUUGGUACAAUUCAAUCCACCCAUCGUUCUCACACCGAAGCAUCAAAAUCUCUUAAAAACUAUUACAGAAGAUGGUAGGAGGCGUAGUAGCGAACAAGCGAUAAAUGAAUUAACGAAUGCAAUGGAAGAAAUGGUUCGUUCAAAUACUCUGGAUUCACCUGAUUGGCAAACUUUAAGAAUUGCUCAUACUGCAAGAAAAUUAUAUGCCGGAGAACUUGGAACCAGAAUUUCUUUUUCAGAAUAUGUUAAAUUGACGAAGAAAUUCAUUGACCUUUUGUCUAAAGUCAAGAAUGUUGAGAACGAUAUUGUCGAGGGUUCGAGUAAUAAUAUUCCAAAUGGUACUAGCAUUUUGGAUGAGAAAGAAUUCAUCGUAGAACGUAUUGAUUCCGGUAAUUUGUUAAGCGUGGAUAAUCCCGAUAUUCAAAAUGAAAAGAUCUCUCAUCAAGGAGUUGAUUUAGCAGAUUUAUCUAGAGAUUUGACCGCCUAUCAAGAUCUUCUGGAUUCACGUGGAAUUAAAGAUUAUAGAUUUAGUAAUCCCACUCCACUCUCUAAACCUGCGCUUAUAUUCCGUAUUUACUUACGAGUUAUUUGGGCAUCUGUUCUUGCAUCCCUCUCACUACCUGGUUGGGCUUUGUGGUCGCCUGUAUUUGUUGCCGUCAAAUUUAAAGAAUAUCAAAUUCGUAAAUUACCCAUAGCAGAGAACCUUGAUGAGAUUGCUCAAUACAAAUUACUCAUUUCCGCAAUUUUACUCAUUCCAAUUUAUUUGAUCGCAUGUUUCUUUACACUUCCAUUUAUUUUGAUCACAUCGUGGUUAAUUCCAUUAUUGAUGUGGUUAACUAUAAGAUGGACGGAAGAUUUAUUCCAGGCCAUGAGAUCUUGUAUUUCACUCACCAAAUUAUUAUUCUUGCCACUUUCCGAAUAUAGUGAGAUUCGUUCUAUAAGGGAAAAUAUUAGAAUGAGAGUACAAGAAUUGGCCGUUCACGAAUUGGGAUUACCUGAAAAUCCGGAAAAUUUAAUUAGUAAAUCCAGACCUCGAGGAAUGGGAUACUUUAGUAUUAGGAGAAGGAGAAAGAAAGAUUAUAAUGAAGUUUUAAGGUUAUGGGAUGUUUCAGCCUAUGAAUAA
Messenger RNA from Funneliformis geosporum, 1584 nucleotides. The record is from the annotation of a GenBank genome assembly. Lineage: Eukaryota; Fungi; Glomeromycota; Glomeromycetes; Glomerales; Glomeraceae.